CAUCGCAACAGCGCUGUUGCAUCAACAACUUGCAAAAUGUCCGCCGCCGCUGCUGCUGCGCAUAAAGAUCGCGAGUUCCUCGCUGUUAUUGGGGAUGAGGACUCAGUAACCGGCCUACUCCUCGCGGGUAUCGGACACGUCACACCCGCACCGGACUCACAGAAAAACUUCCUCGUUGUGGAUGCUAAGACUGAGACGGCGGAUAUUGAGGCUGCGUUUCAAAGGUUUACGACGGAGAGGAAGGAUAUUGGGAUUUUGUUGAUUAAUCAGCAUGUCGCCGAACGCAUCCGCCACCGCGUCGACACCUACACAGCCGCCUUCCCCGCCGUCCUCGAGAUCCCGAGUAAAGAGCACCCCUACGACCCCGAGAAGGACAGUGUGUUGAGGAGGGUGAGGAGGUUGUUUGGGGAGUAGAUGGGUUCAGUAUCUACCCCUCUGCCUCCCUACUAUAAGGGAGGGUGGGGGUAGAAGUGAUUGGGGGAAGGGGGAGG
Molecule: messenger RNA, 491 nt
Organism: Pseudogymnoascus destructans
Lineage: Eukaryota; Fungi; Ascomycota; Leotiomycetes; Thelebolales; Thelebolaceae
Gene: VMA7
Product: H(+)-transporting V1 sector ATPase subunit F
Exons: 4
Coding region: 37-414 (125 amino acids)
Biological process (GO): proton transmembrane transport
Cellular component (GO): proton-transporting V-type ATPase, V1 domain; fungal-type vacuole membrane
Molecular function (GO): proton-transporting ATPase activity, rotational mechanism
Source: RefSeq, a predicted model, not a curated record